AUGCCGUAUGCAAAUAAAAGAAAAGCGAAUAUUGAAAAACUGUUAAAACAAGAAGCGAGUAAAUGCAAAAAGGUAUCGGAUUUCUUCACAAAGAACGAAAAUGCAAGAACAUCGUCAUCGACAUCGUGCGAUACAAACGUUGAGAAGGAGUCAGAACAAUUAUUAAAUAUGGCGCCAAUUGAAGUGGAAAGCGAAGUACAAGGCACUGCAGCUACUGGAGGCACUGACCAAGGAGAACCUCGUAAAGACAAUGAACUGAAUGAAGUGGAUUUUGAUAUUCGAAAUUCAGAUAGGGAAGGUAAUGUUCAAUUUGUUCAUACACGGGCUCCUUCGAAUAAUAUUCCAAGCAAUACUACACCUUCGACCUUAUCGUCAACAAGCUCUGCAAAUAUAAACAGCAUUACUUUGUUUACAACAAGUGACGUUGGUUUGCCAAUAAGCACAGCAAACACAUCGUCAACGCAAAUGACUACUGAAACCACUACUGAGUAUUACAGAGGCUACCCAUUAAACCUAAAAGCACUUCUAGGAAAAUUUGGAGAUGGUGUACUAUCUCAAUAUUAUGAACGAAGUAGAGUUUCAACGCAGAAUCGCCAGAAAGCUAGGGUUUUUGUCAAGUGUUGCAUCUGUGGUGAAUUCGAAGAGGAAGCAAAGCGCUUUUCAGCUAAUGGUAGAGUGUACAUGGCACAAGGUGUGCGUUGUGAUGGGAAGAAAAAGAUACAAGAUGUAAUUGAUCAUCUACUGGGGCCUUCACAUAGAGCAGCUCAAGAAAAGAAACAGCUAUCCAAGUUGUGGAAUGCCAAAGACAAACGUCACCCAUUUAUUAACUUGGCAACAAAAAGUGAUCCAACAGUUUUGAAGACCUUGACUGAAAUGGCAGUAGAGGUCUAUAAUGACAGUAAAUCUUUGACUUUAGCUGCCUGGUCAUGGCCAGGUAGAUCUCUUGCUAAUUUACAUGCACAACAACAGUUUAGGUCUUUAACUGACAGUGACAACGUACAAAGUUUUACCCCGUUUAAACCAAGUGGAGAGGAACUUCAUUAUAGGGAUCCAAUGCAUUAUGCAGAAAUGUUGGAGAUAAUAGGAGAUACAGAGAGAAAGCACCUUAGAGAAGAACUCCAGAACUGUAUUUGUUUUGCUGCACAAAUGGAUGGUUCUGUCGAUGCUAGGCAACAAGAUAAGAAAUUUAUAUUUGUUCGAUUCAAUACACCCGAGGACCCUCUUUCUAUUAAGACAAGAUUUGCAAGUGCAAGGGAAAGUACCAAGCGUGGUGCUGAAGGUUUGUGUUCUGCCAUGACAAACUGUUUUGAUGACAUGGGCCUUUCUAAAGAAUGUUUGCAGUCAAAAUUUGUUGGGAUGAGCACCGAUGGAGAGUCUGCAAACACUGGUAAGGAUUCUGGACUGUGGGCUAGAGUUGAAAAUUAUGUUGGUCGUUCAACAAGAAAUAUCUGGUGUGCAUGUCACCGAUCAGACUUAGCAAUGGAAGAUGUGAUGAGGUAAUAAUAAUAAUAAAUUAAUAAUAAUAAAAUAAUGAUUACAAUAUUUCAUUAGGAAGUCCACUCACAAAAGAGAUUUUAAGUGAAGCCCUGAGCAAAAAAAGAUAAAAAAAUAAAUUAUAAGGCUAUAUUAAUGUUAACAUUUAUAAUGUCUUAGGUUGGUACCUGAACUGAAAAUCUGGCUUUCCAAUGUAACGGGAGUAGCUACUUAUUACCGCACAUCAGGCCUAAGGACUAAGGAGUUGAAGACCAUAAAACCAGACAUGAGAAGUUUUCCUCCUCAUCAUGAGGUAAGGUUUGCUCAACAUCUUGUUCAACUUUGUGGAGCGAUACUAUUCAAUUUAGAUGGAUGUUUAAAGCACUGGCAAAAGAUUUGUGAUGCUCCUCGAGAAUAUAAUACCAAGGAGGUAUCGUCUGCAAAAGGAUUUUUAAAGUUGUGGCAACCAACAGGAGUGCAAGCAUGGCUAACUGCUGUUAUGGUGGACACAUGCUGUAUCUUCAGAUAUAUUGAAAAAGAAGCCCAGAAGCCUGGCAUUAUCAUUCCUGAUAUCUUGAAGUACAGAGAUACUGCCUUGCAAAAACUUGAUAUAAUGCAAACAGAGCCAUAUCCAGGUAAAAUAUAUAUAGUUAGUAAGUUACUUUGUUUAUAGAAAACAAAUUGAACUCACUCUUAUUUGAGUUCUUUAACAAAGGUGUAUUAUUCAUUACAUUGUAUGUUAUUUUACUGCACAUAGGUGGGCAGGAGGAGUUAUUAACAAAGAAGAUUGCAGAACUGCAUCCAGAGAAUGAUGAAGCAGUGGAUAAUACACCAAGAAGGACACACAACACCAAUGUGACAACGUUUCGUAGAGGAAAACAACCUAUCAGGCAAGAGGUUAUUGAUUCUUCAAGGAAUUUUCUCCAGGUAAAAUGAGAUAAAUAGGUAAUCUCAUAUCUGUUUAGCAAUCAGGUCACACCAUAUAAAGUUUUUAAUUACUAUUACCUAUAUUUUUUAUGUAUAUCAUUAUCAUGUUUAGACCAGGCUCAACGAGGAACAAACAGAAAUUGUAACAACCAUUAUCAACUUGACCUCAGCAAAACGUGCAAUUGAAUUCAUCAACAUUGCAUUACCUCAACUUGAAUCAAGUGGAAUCAGUGAUAAACAAGCAUUUAUUGAUGCAGUUUUAGAAAAUUUUACGGAAAUGCUUCCUGAUACACAUAUUCCUGCAAGAGACUAUGGUGUGAGACUCUACCAAAUGCUAAGGGGCAGCAAACAACCUGUGACCAAGUUUUUGUCAGGUUUUUGUGUUCUCUGCCCUCACAGUAUGACGGUGGAAAGAUGUGUGUCAACGUACAACAUGUUAUUCUCCAACCUGAGAAUGGCCACAUCUGAAAAAACACUGAAUGAUAGGCUAUUGAUUCACUGGAAUGGAGUGCCAACAUCUCAGUUUGACCCCAGUCCUAUGGUGCAAGAAUUUCUACAGAAAAAACAGAGGCGAAUGAAUCUUCCUAAUCUGAGUUCAUAUGCGGAACGUGACUUCGUAAAGAAGUUUUUUACAUCGGACUGCUGAUUGAUAGAUUACAUGUAUAUAGUGGUAUACUGUAUAGAUGAGUUUCACUAGCUGCCUGGCAAUUAUAUAUAAGUGAGAAAAAGGUGUGUUGACAACUUGACAUUAUUUUCUAAAUUUGACCAUCAUCUGCUGCCCUAGAGCGAAACCCAUAUUUAAGCUAGUAGCCGCAAUUUUAUAGACUUUAGUAGAUUUUUUUCAGGUCCCCUUUUUACGUUAUUUUUGGUCCCUUGGGAAAGAUGUCCCACCCAGUUACAUAUCCUUAAAAGAGGCCCUGGCCUGGGUUCACACAGGAAGCUUUCCAUGCCCUUUCAAAGAUGCAACAAAGAGGGGUGAUGAUGUUCUCUGUGGCCUGAUGAUUGAUGAGAUGGCAAUCAGAAAGCAUUGGGAAUGGGAUGGACAUAAAUACGUAGGCUUCACAGAUAUUGGGAAUGGUAUAGAUGACGGCGACGACUCUUCACCAUUGGCAAGUGAAGGGUUCGUAUUUAUGGCUGUAUCACUAAACAGCAACUGGAAAGUACCUUUAGGAUACUUCCUAAUUGAUGGUUUGUCAGCAUCAGAAAGAGCCAAUCUUAUGAAAACAUGCCUGUUGAAGUUGAGUGAUAUAUUGGGUAAAAACAGUGUCACUGACAUGUGA
Paramuricea clavata is the source of this 3680-nucleotide messenger RNA. NCBI's taxonomy places the organism in Eukaryota, Metazoa, Cnidaria, Anthozoa, Malacalcyonacea, Plexauridae. The record is from the annotation of a GenBank genome assembly.